This is a messenger RNA of Rubroshorea leprosula, 593 nucleotides long. Lineage: Eukaryota; Viridiplantae; Streptophyta; Magnoliopsida; Malvales; Dipterocarpaceae. The record is from the annotation of a GenBank genome assembly.
GCAACGGACAAAGGAUCGAAUUUCUACAUAUUCUAUCUCAUUGACUGCAGGAAACGAACAAAGAGUCGACGCAAUUCGAUUGAGUCAUGUUGAGGACCUUACCAGGGCUACCAUGAAGAAAUUAACUCAAAGAAUGGCUGAGCACAAAUAAACAAUGGCAGCCGCUAAGUCUGAUGAAGCGAGGGAUAAGAUUGUUAGUGAAUUCUCAAAAAUUCAAAAACAAAACACCACAACUGGGUUGCGCACCUGCAAUAACAUUUUAGCUAUGACAAAGAAAAGAACAAGAAGAAAUGAAGCUGAAGGCUGGCUCGCUGCUAGGAGCUCAGUUUCUGGAGUGAAACGACCUGCAAAUGCUGGUAAUGGAUCUGGUAACAUGGCUUUAAAGAAGGGUCGUGGAGCUGAUGGUUUGGAAAAUCAUCUUGUUAAUAGAGCACUGGAAGGUAUAUCUUACGGUGGGAGGACAGGUGCAAGAGGCAGAAGCAGAGGCAAGGGCAGGGGCAGGGGAUGGGGAGGACGUGGGAGAGGAAGAGGCUACCGGUAGAUGGAAACUUGAAGCUUAUCCCCCUCCAGAAGUAUAAAUGACCAUCAUAAUU